Molecule: messenger RNA, 4845 nt
Organism: Syngnathus typhle (broad-nosed pipefish)
Lineage: Eukaryota; Metazoa; Chordata; Actinopteri; Syngnathiformes; Syngnathidae
Product: neurocan core protein-like
Exons: 20
Coding region: 353-3811 (1152 amino acids)
Biological process (GO): cell adhesion
Molecular function (GO): calcium ion binding; hyaluronic acid binding
Source: RefSeq, a predicted model, not a curated record
AAUGGGGGCGCUGGAGCCGUCUGUCUGCCUGUCUCUGUCUGCCUGCCUGCCUGCCUGGCUGCCUGUCAACCGUCUUUGUUUCAAACUGAUCUGGCUUCUCUCUGGAGCACCCAAAGGUGGCCAACCAGCUCGCAGCCAUCACGCCCCCCUCGGGAGCCAGAAGAUGAAGCUCCCAUCAUCGGCCACUCGCUGAAGUCAGGCUUACCGCAAAGUGCCGCAAAGUGCUGCUUCACGCCCGCUCCGUCGAGCUGCACCUGCAAAAGCUCUUUCCUUUCCUUCUUCUUCUUCUUCUGCCCCCCCACUCGCACAUUCCAGCGGAUUGCAUCUGUGCUUUGUCCCCUUGAGGUCCAAGAUGGCGCUUCCUCGGCAUGCGGCCGGGCGACACAUCUUCUUGACUCUCUUCUUCUACUGUUUUGGCUUUGGUGCUUCCUCCUCUAUAGUUAACAUGCGGAGGGUUAACCAUCCUACUGUUCAGCGGGCGCUAGCAGGUGAAGCCGUGCUCCCCUGCAUCUUCACGCUGCCGAGCGGAUCGUCGGCACAGAGCGUCCGCCUCCUGUGGACUCUCGUCAGGCUUCCUGCAGGUGGACAAGACUCCCCUCUGGAGCAGGUUGUGCUGUCAGCUGAAGGUGACGUAAUCAAGGUGAAUAAGGCUUUCAGCGGCCGUGUCAAGCUGCCAGGAUACGCUGGCAGUCCCCUCAACGCUACCAUGGAGAUCUCCAGUCUGCGUACCAACGACUCAGGCACUUACCACUGUCAGGUUGUCAUGGGCAACGACUACGAGAGAGAUGCCGUGCCUCUGGUUGUCUUUGGCGUGGUGUUUCAUUACCAGGCUCCCAGCGCUCGAUACGCCCUCUCCUUUGCGGACGCCCAGCGAGCCUGCCAAGAGAACUCGGCUCAGAUGGCCACAUCGGCCCAAAUGUGGGCGGCCUAUUACGACGGCUUCGCCAGCUGUGCGGCCGGCUGGCUCGACGAUCAGACUGUCCGAUAUUCUGUCCAGUCAACUGAGCUGGACUGCUCUGGACAUAAGGAGUACUCUGCUGGAGUGCGGAAUUAUGGGAAAAGGGACCCCAAAGAGUUGUUUGAUGUCUACUGCUUUGCAAAAGAAUUGGAUGGCGAAGUCUUUCAUGCCUCAGUUCCUGGCAGGUUGUCGCUGUCUUCAGCCUCAGACCGCUGCGUGUCCCUGGGGGGCCAGCUGGCUACCGUGGGGCAGCUUUAUCUGGCCUGGAAGGCCGGCCUGGACAGCUGCGCCCCGGGUUGGCUCUCAGAUGGUAGCGUUCACUACCCGGUCAACCUCCCUCACCCAGACUGCGGAGGGAACAAACCAGGAGUCCACACUGUCACGUCGAACAACACGAGUGACAACACCACAGCGUUGUAUGAUGCAUACUGCUACAGAGGUAAAGUGGAGAGCACUGACACCAUCUCUCAGAUCUACACCUCCCUGUGGAAGCCCUGGAGCUACCUCACUGACUCGAGUACUCCGUCUUCAGGAAUGAAGAGCCCACCCAGCAUUAAUGCUAAAGGUGAUACUGACCAUUCUCCAUCCAACUGGACGGGACUGGUAGACCUUGAGGAGGACCUUCUUAGCGUCAACGCAUCCUCAGACCCUUGGUCCUCAGAGUCCUCCGACUCAUACGUGAGCCUUCAGAAAUUUCCGGGUCAAAGCAUCGACUGGGGAGAACCAUUUGAGCCCGACUCACCUGAAUUUCUCCGACCUCCUGCUGUUCCAACACCCGCUGAGAAGAAGCUCAUCUCGGGGAUUGUCGACUCUUUUUGGAAGCCUUGGAACUACCUAGUAGGGACCGGCGGCGGUGCUAGUGAGGACACGACUGGAACUCCCAAGGAAAGUAUGGAUGAAGAAAAUGUGAAGAAAAAGCACGAGAAGAAGGAGGAUGGAAGGAAUUUAGCCAUGACAACAUCACCAGGUUUCUUCUCUUGGGGAAGUUUCCUGUCCAGUGGUGCCCCCAAAGACACUGCGACCCCAGCCAAUGAAGAAUCAUCUACUCAUCUGACAUCCUCUCCUACCUCCGAUAAUCUUUCUACAACCGGGACAACCAUCAGUGAGGAGAGUCCACAGACACGUCUGUCCACCACCUCUGCCCCAGUCCCAGAAACAACUUCAUCUAGCGGGGAAACCUGGCUUCGUGUAGAUACCGAGACCACAACCCAGUCGGGUGACAAGAAGGAGAUCUCGGUCACGUCCCGACCCGGUUCCAGGAGAGGCCGAGGCAAGAAAAACAGAGGGGAGGAUAGGAGCAGAGGUGAAGACAAGGGAAGAGGAGAUGAUGAAGGGAGUGGAGUGAUUACUGCUGCGGAGGCCAAAGGCGAGAUUCAAGUCUCACGACGUCCAGUGGGGACCAGUAAACCAAGAGAAAGAUCCAGAUCCAGAGAAAGAGGUCACAGGAAAGGACAGACCACUACGACUACGGCGGCAACCACCACUCCCGAGCCCUCUGUGAUGUCCACAUCUCAGAUUGUGGACAUCUCGACAUCCGAUCUCCCGUCCACAGUUUCAACUGAAACGCAAUCCGCAUCUGUACGAGCAGACUUGGAGCCUUCGCCAUCCACAACUUCAUCCUUUUCAACCUCAGCUCCGAGCAUGUCUCCAUCCCCAGCCCAGUCUGGAACAUCUCUCUCCCCUUCUUCAGCUCAGACUAUCGGAUCAGACCCUCCUUCGUUUUCUCCCUCAGACAACCACACCACCUCCGAUAACCCCUUUGCACUGCUCGACUGGGUUCCGGUUGAGAGCGUGGUGGUUCUCAACGUCUCUCUGGACCCCCUUCCGGAAGAUGAGGAGCCUGCCUGGUCGCAAACCGUGGGCUCGGGGUCGCAGUUACCAGGCAACAUGGAGGAGGACAGCAGCAGGUUCAACGCCAGCACCGUCACGAUGGUCCCAGCUGUGGAGCCCUGCGUGACAAACCCAUGUCUGCAUGGAGGAAGGUGCCUUCCUCAGGGAACAGGCUACAGCUGCUACUGCCCACAAGGGUAUGCGGGGGAGAACUGUGAGAUUGAUGUCGAUGACUGCCAGUCGGAGCCGUGUGAAAAUGGAGGCACUUGCAUCGACAAGAUCGAUUCUUUCCUCUGCCUUUGCCUGCCCAGCUACGGAGGAGACACGUGCGAAAAAGACAUAGAAGGCUGUGAGCACGGCUGGAGGAAGUUCCAUGGCCAUUGCUACAGAUACUUCACCCACAGACACACGUGGGAGGACGCAGAGAAAGACUGCAGAGAGCACAGCGCCCACCUGAGCAGCGUGACCUCUGCCAAUGAGCAAGAUUUUAUCAAUGGUCUCGGUCAUGACAACGCCUGGGUGGGUCUAAACGACCGCACAGUGGAAGAUGAUUUUCAAUGGACUGAUAGCAAUGAACUGGUCUACGAGAACUGGCGGGAGAGCCAGCCAGAUAACUUUUUUGCAGGAGGCGAGGACUGUGUCGUGACCAUUGCUCAUGAAGAUGGUAAAUGGAACGACGUGCCCUGUAACUACAAUCUGCCCUACAUCUGCAAGAAGGGAACAGUAUUGUGCGGGACCCCGCCGGCUGUGGAAAACGCCCACCUGGUAGGUCGGCGAAGGUCACACUAUGACAUCCACGCGGUGGUACGCUACCAGUGCUCGGAGGGCUUCUACCAGCGCCACAUUCCCACCGCACGCUGCCGGGCUGACGGCAGCUGGGAGCGACCCAGGAUCAUCUGCACCAAAUCCCGCCGCUCCCACCGAUACCGACGCCAUCAUCGCAAAGAGCGCCGCGAGCGUCGCGGCCACAGGAGGCACGGCGAGGGCCGCAGGGCCAGAGAAGACGCGCGCAGCUACGAGUGAACCAAAUAACACGGCGCCUGAAAAGACGAGGUGCUACUGUGGCUCCAGUUUCCCGCAAGCAAAACAGUGAUUUCCUUGUUCUGCUUCUUACCGCUUUCUCCCUCCUGACGACUACGUGAGGUUUGAUUCCUAUCACACAGAGUUCAUCUCAUUAACUGCACCCAUUUUAGCUGUUUUGAUGCUUUCUUUCAAUUCUUAACCCCACCUCCUUUAACUAAGGUCCAACGCGAACACUAACUAGCUCUCAUACUCUCUAACCUUUCCGUACAGUGACCCCACCCGCCAUGUAAAAGAAGAAUAUUCUUGUUUUUGUUUGUGUAAUCGGAAAAUGGAUCAUCUGUUGUUCGGUUACAAAACACAGAUGUCAUUGAUGCAAGGUGAUCCUUUUUUUUUUUUUUUUUUUAGUGUGUGUGUGUGUGUGUGUGUGUGUGUGUGUGUGUGUGUGUGUGUGUGUGUGUACAUGCUGCAGUUGUUACUUGGUCCACAAGCACACGCAUAGCAGAUUUUGCUUUCUUCUAUCAACAUGCUUUUUCUAAUAUCUGCUCCAUUUUGUGUCAUGUUUUAUUUAUUACUUAGUGGAUGCUCUUCUGUUAUUUUGUACUUCUUUGGUGUAACAUUGUUUUUUAAUCCAGUAUUAUGUCAUACAAUCAGCCAGUAAUAACAUUAAUCAGUUGAUUGUCUCUAAUCUGAGUAUUGUACAUAUUGUGGUGUUUACUGGCUGAUCUUUAAUCAAUAGCUGGACCUUGUCCAAUCAGAUAAUGCGCCUCAAGCACUCUUUGUGACUCAAUGAGCGGCAUUGACAACUUGAUUGAUAGCGCGAACGGGAUUAUUUGAGUCCACUCACUCGUACCUAAAAUGCGUAAAACUCCCUUCAAUCAUUGCAUGGCAACAUUUUACUUGGUGGCUAGAAUGUGGAGAUUAUUUUUUUUCUUCUUGGUCUUCGAUAUUUGAAUUGUCAUCUACCUUUUUGGGGUGUUCUUAUGAUGUUUUUGUCCUGUUGUUGUUUCAUUCUUAAUAAAGAGAAAAUUAUACAG